Haemonchus placei is the source of this 609-nucleotide messenger RNA. The record is from the annotation of a GenBank genome assembly. Lineage: Eukaryota; Metazoa; Nematoda; Chromadorea; Rhabditida; Trichostrongylidae.
AUGAAACUCAGGACUUUCGGUGCAGUAACCGCAAGAGAUUCAAUGCAUCGAUACAUGCCUAAAGAAUACAUGUCCGUGGCGGACAAAGAACUAGCAGCAGUAAUCGGAUCCAAUCUCUACUUGGAUAGUCUAGUCAUUAGUGCAGAUACAGCAGCGCAAGGCAUACACAAAUACAGAUGUUUGAAGUCGAUUUUCAACGACCUCAAAAUGAACCUGAGAGCAUUUCAAAGCAACAACUCCGACAUCAUGAGAGCUAUAUCAGCUCCUGAUCGAUCUUCAAAUACUGCACCCAAGAAGCUUGGGAUACCAUGGGACUCAGUCACAGAUAAAUUCUCGUUGUGCGUAAAUGUACCACGUGAAGAAGUCGUUAACAAACGCACGAUUGCCCAGCAGAUUGCGUCCGUGAACGAUCCGUUUGAACAAGAAAAAGAUGAAGAAGAAGACCUCACACCAUCUGUACAAAUAAACACCACGAAAAUAGAUGAGGUUCAAGUUGUGGAUAUUCUGGACUUAUCCAGAGUAUCAGUUUUCAAAUACGAGAACCAGUCCGAAGCAAACUACACCGUAUCCUACGUGGAAGCAAUGAGCCCACUGGAAGACGGUGCUUAA